AUGAUUUCUUUAAUUAAGAAAUCAAAUAAAAAUUUAAUUUCAAAUACUAGUUUAAAUUUAAUAAAUAGAUUUACAACUACAACUCCAACUCCAACAACAUCAACAUCAAAUAAUAAUGAAAUUAUUAAAUCAAAUAAAUUUAUAAAUAUUUUUAGAUCAAAUUUAUUUAUACCAUUUCAAAAUGAUCAAAAGAUUGGUAGUGAUAUGUUAGAGAGUCAAUUAUUAAUGCAAAAAGGUGGAUUAAUUAGAAGAUUAUCAGCAGGUACAUAUUCAACUUUACCAUUAGCUCAAAAGGUUAUGGAAAAUAUAAUAAAGAUAAUUGAUGAAGAGAUGGAAAAAGUUGGUGGUCAAAAAAUGUCAAUGCCAAAAAUGUUACCAAGAGAACUUUGGGAAAAAACUGGUAGAUGGGAUUCAGCAGGUGACGAUUUAAUAAAAUUAAAGGAUAGAAAAGGUGAAGAGUAUUGUUUAGCACCAACUCAUGAAGAGGUUAUAACAACCAUAGUUGCCAAUGAGUCAUUGUCAAAUAGUAGUUUUCCAAUUAAAUUAUAUCAAAUCGGUGAGAAAUAUCGUGAUGAGGUUAGACCAAGAUUUGGAUUAUUAAGAGGUCGUGAAUUUACAAUGAAAGAUAUGUACUCUUUCGAUACAAGUAAAGAAGCUGCUGAAAUCACCUAUUAUCAAGUUAAACAAGCCUAUCAUAACAUUCUUGAAAGAUUAGAAUUACCCUAUGCUUGUGUUGAAGCUGAUUCUGGUAAUAUUGGUGGUAACAUGUCUCACGAAUUUCAAGUAUUAGCCAAUGUUGGUGAAGAUUCUUUAAUCUAUUGUAAAAAUUGUAAUUAUCAUGCAAAUAUUGAAAAAGCAAAAGGUUUACCAUCAACAAAUAUUAAAAAUUUAAAAAAACAAAAAUCAAUUUUAAAUAAACAAAUUAAUCAAGAAAUUAAUAAUAAUAACACCAAUGAUAAUCAAGAAAUUAAUAUAAAAAUUAAAGAAAUUGAAAAUGAAAUUAAAAAUUUUAAAAAUAUUAAAUUAUCAAUUAUGAAAAUUACAACAUUACCUUCAAAUUCUGAUAAAGAAAUUGAAGAAAUAGCUCUCAUUAUAAAUAAAUUAAAUGAUAAUUUUAAUCAAUAUAGUAUUAAACCAAAUUAUAAUGAUAUUAAACAAACUCAAGUUUUAUCACCUGAAGAAUAUAAAAAAUAUCGUUCAAUUAUUAUGAAAGGAAUUGAAAGUAAAAAUGUUGAUAAUAAUAGCGAUAAAUUAUUAUCAUUUGAAGAAAUUAUUAAACAUAAAUUAUUUAUUGAUGGAUCAGUUGAAUUUGAUGAAGAAUCAAUUUAUAAACCAUUGAAAUCAUUAUUAAAGAAAUUAUUAAAGAGAGAUUUAAGUAGAAAAGAUGAUUUGAUUUUAUCAAUGAAUCGUGGUCAAAAUUUCAGAGAAGCUAUUAAAGGUGAUCUUUGUGUACAACCUGUUUGUGAUGGUAAAUCAUUAUUGGAUACAAAGAGGGGUAUCGAAGUUGGCCAUAUUUUUUAUUUAGGUACUAAAUAUUCUUCAAAAUUGGGUGCUUAUUAUACUGGAGCUGCUCAACAAAGAAUUCCAUUGGAAAUGGGUUGUUUUGGUAUUGGUGUAUCACGUUUAUUAGCUACUAUUGUUGAAACUUUUAGUAAGGAAGAAACUGGUUUCAUUUGGCCACAACAAGUUGCACCUUAUCAAAUUAUCAUUGUUCCAAAACAUCUUAAAUCUCAAUUAUCACUUGCUGAAUCAGUCUCUGAACAACUUCAAACUGAAAUUCCAUAUUUAAAAUCACGUAUUAUCAUUGAAGAUCGUUCUAAAGCUCAUUUCGCUCAAAAAGUUUUAGAAUCAAAAUUCAUGGGUAUUCCUUACUUUUUAGUAAUUGAUAAUAAUAAUAAAUCAAUUGAACUUGGUGAAUCAUCAACAAAAGUUAAUUCUUUCAAAAUUGAAUAUAAAUCUGAAACUCCAACUUUAAUUCAAAAUCAAUUUGAUUUAAUUAAUUAUUUUAAAAAUAAAUUUAAUUAA
Molecule: messenger RNA, 2025 nt
Organism: Dictyostelium discoideum AX4
Lineage: Eukaryota; Evosea; Eumycetozoa; Dictyosteliales; Dictyosteliaceae
Gene: mproS
Product: prolyl-tRNA synthetase
Exons: 1
Coding region: 1-2025 (674 amino acids)
Biological process (GO): prolyl-tRNA aminoacylation; tRNA aminoacylation for protein translation
Cellular component (GO): cytoplasm
Molecular function (GO): aminoacyl-tRNA ligase activity; nucleotide binding; ATP binding
Source: RefSeq, a predicted model, not a curated record